AUGGAUUCCCGAUCGCGCACGGUGACUGGCGCGUCAUCGCCUACACCCAAGACUCUAGUCGACUCUCUAACGAGUGCUCUCGUCAACCGGGAAGCGAAAUCGGCCCGCCGGAGAUUGACAGUUUUGCCUCGGACAGCGGUUGAUUUCUCUUCCAAUGACUUUCUCUCCCUGUCAACAUCACCGGCCUUCAGAAACCGCUACUUAGCGCAUCUAAACGAUACUCCAGAGUCAUUCCCUUUUGCCAGUGGUGGAUCUCGACUUUUAGAUGGAAACUCCGCCUAUGCGGAGGAUCUGGAGCGCUUUGUGGCCGACUUCCACGAUGCUCCCACAGCACUCCUAUUCAACUCUGGCUAUGAUGCCAAUAUAGGAGUUCUUUCUAGCAUUCCUCAGCCGGGGGAUCUCAUUGUGUACGAUGAGCUGGUUCAUGCGAGUGCCCGCGAGGGCAUGCGGCUUUCCCGGGCAGGCGUAAGAAAGAUGUUUGCGCAUAGCUCUCCAACGGCCCUCAGAGAUGUCCUGGCUGCUGAAAUCCAAAAAGAUGCCAGUGUUCAAAACGGAACUCGUAAUGUCUUCAUAGUCGUGGAGUCACUUUACAGCAUGGAUGGUGACGUGGCUCCGAUUAAGGAAUUUAUCCAAGUGGUGGAUGACUUGCUUCCACAUCAAAAUGGUUACUUUAUCGUCGAUGAGGCACAUGCCACUGGUGUCUUCGGGCCCCGCGGUGCUGGUGUGGUCCAGCAUCUCGGUGUUCAGGAUCGAAUGUUUAUUCGCGUGCAUACUUUUGGAAAGGCACUCGCGAGUCAUGGAGCUAUGGUGCUCUGCGGCCCCGAGACAAGAGAUUACCUGAUCAAUUAUGCUCGCAGCCUCAUUUAUACCACCGCCCUUGGCUUUCCUUUCCUCGCAUCUAUUCGUACUGCUUACGAGCUCCUAUCUCUAGGAGAAACAGACUCAUUACGAACUCGGGUUCAACAGUUGAUCAAGCAUCUCCACCAACGCUUGGGCAAUCUUCAGAUAAAUCAAUCAGUCAUGUUCGAAGUCGAUCAUUUCCCCACGUCCCCCAUCUUCUCCAUGCGCACAUCGCAGCCGCGCCAAUUGGCCAGUGCGUGCCAAGAAGCUGGCUAUAUCAUUCGUGCCAUCAUGCCGCCCACCAUUCCUGAGGGCAGUGAACGGGUACGAGUUUGUUUGCAUGCAGGUAACACAGAGCCUGAAAUCGAUGGCUUGGUACGAACGAUCCAGUCAUGGCUGGAUGGCGGUUCAACGAAGAGAGAGGCGAAACUAUGA
Penicillium subrubescens is the source of this 1275-nucleotide messenger RNA. Its product is annotated as aminotransferase class I/II-fold pyridoxal phosphate-dependent enzyme. The transcript has 3 exons. The coding region runs from base 1 to 1275 and encodes 424 amino acids. The record is from RefSeq and is a predicted model, not a curated record. Gene Ontology annotation, molecular function: transferase activity; pyridoxal phosphate binding. Lineage: Eukaryota; Fungi; Ascomycota; Eurotiomycetes; Eurotiales; Aspergillaceae. Gene Ontology annotation, biological process: biosynthetic process.